Aspergillus calidoustus is the source of this 1909-nucleotide messenger RNA. Lineage: Eukaryota; Fungi; Ascomycota; Eurotiomycetes; Eurotiales; Aspergillaceae. The record is from the annotation of a GenBank genome assembly.
AGACAAUCUGCCAUUAUUUCCCGCCCUUCGGUUGCCUUUAUCUGCUAUUUUUCCUCCUCCCCCACCGCUACGGGGAUGAGUUUCAGGGUGUGAAGCUCGCAGUAUGGCCUCGUGCCUAUCCAGCUAUACCGUUCCUUUUCGUCGGAACUUCUUGCGCUAUUCGAAAGAUACCGUUGGGUCGAUAGAUAUGGUGUCCUUUGGAGCUCCGGACCGAUUCAGGACCGGUGUUCGGUUCUUCUCCAAGUCUCGAGCCAACUACAACGAUCAGAAUCAAAAUUCGUCUCCCAGAAGCACGUUCGGCUCCCGGCUGCGAUUUGCCCUACGAAAUACCAAGGUUGAAUGGUAUCCGAUCCCAGUCGGUUUAGGAAUUGGUCUCUUGGGUAUACUCCAUUACUAUAAGUCGCAACGAAAUGAACGCAUUCGAGCAGAGAGGGAGGCUGAAGCUACGGGCGAGUCCUUUGAUUUCUCAAAACCUCCUCCGCGCCCAAAAGUCCGACUCAGCGGUCCAUGGCAGGUCCAGAUCAUGUCCACCCUGCCUUUGAAGGCAAUGUCUCGGUUAUGGGGCCGCUUCAAUGAGAUUGAGCUCCCCUACUACCUUCGUGUUCCCGGUUUCAAGCUAUACUCGUGGGUUUUCGGCGUCAACCUGGAGGAAAUUGCGGAACCCGACCUUCAUGUUUACCCGAACUUGGCUGCCUUCUUCUACCGCAAAUUAAAGCCUGGCGCCCGGCCUUUAGACCCGGAUCCGCAUGCCAUCUUAGCUCCGUCCGACGGACGUAUCCUUCAGUUUGGAUUGAUAGAGCGGGGAGAGGUGGAGCAGGUCAAAGGCGUAACUUACAGUCUAGACGCACUGCUGGGCUCUGCCACCCCGUCUCAGGCUGACCACGCGAAAAAGUUUAUGGAUCAUCAAAAGGAACCCUCACAAAAGGACGCCGCAAACAUGACCGCCCAUGAAGAGUUUGCCAGGAUGAAUGGCAUCUCUUACACUCUGCCGUCGCUCUUCGCCGGAGACCAGCCAAGUUCAAGAAAGCGAUCAACGUCCAUGGAUGCUUCUACUGAAUCCCAACCGACAUCCGAAGCCCAAGUGCGCGAGGACCUUGCCCGGGGCGAUGGUGUCCCGUGGUAUCAACCGAAGCCCACCUCGAACAAUGCCCUCUACUACGUGGUUAUCUACCUUGCGCCUGGUGAUUAUCACCGUUUCCAUUCUCCUGUUCCCUGGGUUGUCGAAAGCCGUCGGCACUUUGCAGGCGAACUGUUCUCUGUCUCACCCUACCUGCAACGUCAUCUUCCCGGUCUUUUCACACUCAACGAGCGCGUCGUACUCCUAGGUCGGUGGCGCUGGGGAUUCUUCAGCUACACCCCCGUAGGUGCCACAAACGUGGGCUCGAUUAAAAUCAACUUUGAUUCCGAGCUACGCACCAAUAGCCUUACAACAGACACAGCAGCAGAUAUCGCGGCUGCCGAAGCCGCCAAGAGAGGCGAAAAAUACCCUGGCUUCGCUGAAGCUACUUACCUUCACGCUAGCCGAACUCUCAGGGGUCAUCCCCUCCAACGAGGUGAAGAAAUGGGUGGUUUCCAGCUAGGAAGCUCAAUCGUGUUGGUGUUUGAAGCUCCUAUGGGCACCCGCAAAUCAUUUGAUGCCGGUUGGGCAGGCGGCCAACGAGAAGGCGGACUAAACUGGACAAUUGAAAAGGGCCAACGCAUCAAGAUGGGCCAAAAAAUUGCAUACGUGGAUAUCGUGGAGUAGAUGUAAAUAUGCGCUCUACGGUUUUGUUGCUACCGGCGUUAUGUCCCGGUCGUUGUAUUAUUCCCUGAAUAACUAUGGUGAUGUAAUAUUAUUACUUCUUAAUACACUAUGCAAACAAUUGCAGCUUCAGACUUUUUUUUUAAAUAUGAUUCAUCCAGAGUCCCU